Molecule: messenger RNA, 3151 nt
Organism: Coregonus clupeaformis (lake whitefish)
Lineage: Eukaryota; Metazoa; Chordata; Actinopteri; Salmoniformes; Salmonidae
Product: neuromedin-B receptor-like
Exons: 3
Coding region: 122-1252 (376 amino acids)
Biological process (GO): bombesin receptor signaling pathway
Cellular component (GO): membrane
Molecular function (GO): bombesin receptor activity
Source: RefSeq, a predicted model, not a curated record
CCGGACAUUUCAGCAUUUUCUUGGAGGGACAGCUCCCGCGCCUCAGACCUGCUUUGGAAAACGGUCAACAUCUUCAGUGCCAUUUUAUCAAAGUGAUUAUUGUACAAAUCCCUGAGUAACAAUGGAUAAUAUUUUAGAUAACUUAUCUUAUACUGGACAUUCUGUCUUUUAUAACUUUACUGACGAUUGGAUACCUGAUAGAAGGGAAACUAUUGAUUUUAUUAUAAAAUGUGUCAUACCGACUGUGUAUAUUCUGAUCAUAACGAUUGGGUUGUUGGGGAACAUUACCUUGGUUAAGAUUUUUAUCACCAACAGUGCAAUGAGGAGCGUCCCCAACAUAUUUAUUUCGAGUUUGGCAGCUGGGGAUCUUUUGCUUUUGGUCACUUGUGUUCCAGUGGAUGCGUUCAGAUACUUCUUUGAGGAGUGGAUCUUCGGUGUUGUGGCUUGCAAACUAAUACCGGUCAUUCAACUCACUUCAGUCGGAGUCUCGGUGUUCACUCUCACGGCUCUCAGCGCCGACAGGUACAAAGCCAUAGUAAAUCCUAUGGACAUCCAAACAUCCAGUGCUGUGUUCUGGACAUGUCUGAAAGCUGUGUCCAUCUGGGUGAUCUCCAUCCUGCUGGCGGUGCCCGAGGCCAUCUUCUCCCAGGUAGUACACAUCCAGGACAAGAAUGUGACCUUCACUGCCUGUGUGCCCUAUCCCCUCUACAACGACAUGCAUCCCAAGAUCCACUCCAUCCUCAUAUUCCUGGUGUACUUCCUGAUUCCCCUGGGGAUCAUCUCUGUGUACUACUACCACAUCGCCAGGACUCUGGUCAAGAGUGCUCACGACAUGCCUGGGGAGAUCAGUGAGCACACGAAGAGACAGAUGGAGACGAGAAAACGGCUGGCCAAAAUUGUUCUGGUUUUCGUGGGCCUCUUCGCUCUCUGCUGGUUCCCCAACCAUGUCUUGUACAUGUACCGCUCCUUCAACUACCGUCAGAUCGACUCCUCCCUGUCGCACCUCAUCAUCACCCUGCUAGCCCGCAUGCUAAGUUUCUCCAGCUCCUGUGUCAACCCGUUUGCCCUCUACCUGCUGAGCGAGAGCUUCCGCAGGCACUUCAACAGCUCACUCCAAUGCAAGAGGAAGCCCCACCACGAGCGCAAUACCAGCUACCUGCAGAGCACCUCGGCCAUAAGAAUGACCUCCAUCAAGAAGACCACCCCUACUGUCAUCAACGGACAUGGCAACAGGCAGGAGGUCACUCUGUAGGUUUAGGACGUCACCUGAUGACGUGUAAGUGGUGGGAGUGACACCAAAAAAAGAUACAUGCAAAGCUUUACAAGGUGGACUAUUAUGAAAAGGUCAUGCCUGUGUGCUAAACAGAAAAUGCUUUGUUUGAAGCUGCCUUGUUUAUACAUUCCCCACAAUGCUACAUAUCACUGCUGAUGAGAUGAUCACCCAUGAACUGAAUGUAUACAGACAUGUUGUCAACAAAUCUGUCUUGUAUUUUUUGUAAUUCCCGUAUCCACAAUGUUCAAUUUUUCAUGUUUUGUUGUGUCAAUCUGAUACAUGUUUCACUUUACAGAGUUUACAUAUAUCUAUACUGUCUGUGACGCAUGCUGUCCAAACUGCAAACCCAAAGAGCAGGUAGUUGCUCCCACGACAGGAAAUCUAUGUGUAACGGGGGUCAGUGUGCUUCUUAACCUCCUCUACUAUCCAACUACCCCAUACUGGGCUCGAACCAGUGAUCCUCUGCUUCGCAACACAAGUGACCACCCUCCUCGAGUAAUUUCAACAAAAAUCAUAAUGUCAUUGUAAGUAAUUAUUUCCCGCAAACAUCUGCCUGAAAGUGGAUAGAAGUGCCAAAGCAGAAAGGGGCCACAGGAAAUGGAAAUUAAACCGAGGUUUACCAAAUGUUGAUGGAAACCUGUACACCACUAUUGCAGGACAGUAAGAUGAUAAAUGCCAUUUGAAUUUGUUCAUGAGAUCACUUUGAUAAUGCCAUUUCCUGUGCUAUGUUUGAAUGUUUAUCUUCAGAUGCUCAAUGUGACACAAAUGUUUGCUGUUUUGUUAAGUAAAACGUGUCCCAGUAUGUUGAACUGCAAAUGCUGCAACAUGAUUGCUGUAAAAAAAAUAUAUAUAUAUAUAUUGUGUGGUUAUAUUUUGUAAACUUUCAUAAUUCCAUGCACAGCAUAGCUUCAUUUAACAUGUAAAUGAAUAAACUCUAAUAAAGAGUGUGCUUUCUGAACAUGAUUAAUCAAACAUUGAAUUACACUUAUCAAGGGAUCAUGAUAAUUAUUGGAUUAAACCCACAUUAACAUCCUCAAUCCAAAUGUAUCUGUUCCUCUUAAUCCUCCCAAUCAGGAAAGCAGUUUUAAUUUACAUAAUUUCAGUAUGCUAAUGUUAAAAUCUAUCUGUUUAUUAGUGAUAUGUCCUAAUACACUGAUCUCAAGUGAUUAGUCAACAGGUGCCUCAAUGGAAAAGGGAUCGGUGUCUGUAACCACUGAGCAAAUUCAAUGGCUGAAUCUACAACUAUUUUCUAUUGUCUGUCCAUUUUUCACCAUCAUGGAAAUUGAUUUGUGUUAUUCUACCAGAGUUCUCUCUUCUUAUGAUGACUUGAAAAAUGGUUUGUACAAUGGAAAAUGCAUUUGUGUUUGAAAUUCUUCAUCAUAUAUUGGACCUACCUCUCUGCCACAAAUGCAAUGUGAUACUACGCCCACCUCCUAAUUACUGUGGAUUUGCAAUGUUUGGGAAAUUGGAACGGGAUCCUCCAAUGGUUCUGCUGUGUGUCUGUGUGAUAAAUACCCACAGCAUGUAAUAUAAUCACAACAAUAUUGAAAGAAUGUCAUGUUGACUGUGCCAGGUAAAAUUGUCUGUGAACAAUUGUGAUGUUAUGAUAUGUAUGCUUUUCAGACCUGGGUUCUCUGUAUGUGAUUAUUUAAAUACUUAUUUUCUGUGUAAUGGAGUAUUUCCAAAUAAUGUGGCCCGAAUCAAUUCCAAUAUUCAAUUACUUGUCUUUUCAAAUAAAACAUAUCUAAAUACUCACUUCCAAAUGUCUUUUAAAGUAAAUUAAAUACCAUAAACAGUAUUUAAACCCAGGUCUGCUUAAGAAUCACAUAUUAUUUAUUAAUAUUGAUAUUUAACAUGCAAAUAUAUUUACUUUGAAUG